Molecule: messenger RNA, 1732 nt
Organism: Argiope bruennichi
Lineage: Eukaryota; Metazoa; Arthropoda; Arachnida; Araneae; Araneidae
Gene: FipoQ
Product: F-box/LRR-repeat protein 12-like
Exons: 7
Coding region: 206-1729 (507 amino acids)
Biological process (GO): positive regulation of protein ubiquitination; SCF-dependent proteasomal ubiquitin-dependent protein catabolic process
Cellular component (GO): SCF ubiquitin ligase complex
Molecular function (GO): protein binding
Source: RefSeq, a predicted model, not a curated record
CAUAGUUUGUGGCAUGAGCUCGUCUUUAUUUUGUAGCCAGUUUCAACUUUUGUCUUUUUCUGUCACUGGACUUUCAUAGCAGAUCGCUAGUUGUGUUGCUUCCUCAAGGGAUCGUUUUAAAACACAAGUUUUUAAAAAUCCACUCGGAAACUUAGGAUUCAUAGUAAACGUCCUUUCCUUCCUGAACUCCCUUUUACGACCAGACAUGGAAAAGAAAGGAGAUAGAAAGAAUGUGCAACAUAAUGGACCGAAUCAUGAUAUUUGUACAAUCGAAAAGCUUCCUGAUAAAGUGCUCCUUCAAAUUUUUUCAUAUCUGCCUCACAAAGAAAUUGGUCGAUUGGCGAGAGUUUGUAAGAAAUGGCGAAUGAUUUCCAGCGAUUCCAGACUGUGGACCCACGUUUCGCUUAGACCCGAUGUAUCUGGUCUUCAUGUCACAAACAUUGAGACUCUUUUGGCACUAAUAGCUGUACGAUUUGGUCCUUCUUUGAGGUACAUUGAGCUUCCAAUAGAAUUAAUUACACACACAGUUCUUCAAGAAUUAGCCUACAAGUGUACGUCUCUUACACACAUGUUACUAGAUUUUUCCACCGCUAUGCAACUUCAUGACUUCAGUGACUUGCAAACAUUUCCAAGCAGAUUGAGAACGAUGUGCAUCUGCCUUUCUGAAGUCAUCUUUAUGGAAGGAUUUAUGAGGAAAAUUUACAAUUUUAUCAAUGGUCUGGAAGUUUUGCAUCUCAUUGGUACUUAUGAAAAGGUCACUGAAGAGGAAGAAGAAAUAUACGAAGUUAUAAACAUUCAUAAGCUUAAAAGUGCUGUACCAAAUCUCAGAGUUGUUAAUCUUUUCGGUAUCAUUUUUGUAGACGACAGUCAUGUGGAAGCUCUAAGCAGCAACUGCAUACAACUCGAAUGCUUGGCUAUAAAUUUCUGCAACAAAUUCACAGGUAGCACUUUGAAACUUCUACUUCAGAGGUGCAAAAAGCUGAAGUCUCUCCUCAUGCAACAAACUUCUUUGAAAAGUGAACAUGUUAUGGCAGCGGAAUGGGAUAAGACGGUCUUACAAGAACUUGACAUAACAGCGACAGAACUAUCUACGGAAUGCUUGAUCGAUCUUCUAACCAGAAUACCUGCCCUGCGCUACCUAUGCGCUGGUCAACAAGACGGAUUCACAGAUCAGGUCAUGAAAGAAUGGAUUGAAAAAGGCAAUGUCAAAAAUCUUCUAGCUUUGGAUCUGGAUAGAAAUGAGAAUAUUUCUGAAGAAGCUCUUGGGAAACUUAUAAAAAUGAUAGGACCUGCUCUUCGUGGCCUGGGACUUUCAAACCUACCACACAUUACGGAACACUUCUGGAAUUCUAUGCUACCAAAUUUAAAAAAUUCCAGAAUUUUAAUCAUGGGAAUGCCAGAAGACUGCUGCCCGAAGAUUCAACAGAAAAUCCACGUCGAUUCUCUCAUGGAAUCGAUAGCAAACAAUUGUCCUGGAUUAGAAAGAUUGGAAAUACGUUGGGAUGCCGACACAUUGCGCUUCAGUGAUCGCUCGAGCAAAGCCAUAGAUUUAGUGCGUGUAAAGUGUCUACGACUUCGCUGUAUGACACUAGCUGAUGGGAAAUAUUUCGAGCUUGUGAAAUCAAAUUUCACAAGAGCUGAUAGGGGCACUGUUGUCAGAACUACAACAACGUGCAGGGUUACUCUUUGCUAUUUACUUUUAUACUAUAAAGAUCUUUUGUUUAAUUAAUAA